CAAGGUGUACGGCUUGAACAUCUUUUCUAAUUUCUUCUGAUUAAAACCGUACAANCUUCGCAUCCACUCUGUGCAAACUGUUCGAGCCUGACCAGGACUGGUCUCUGGAGCCAUUCUGUGGCCAAUCUCACUGCUAUUUGGACGAGAAGGUCGGUCGUCUCUUCGAAGUUGUGUUGGACUGUGGACCCAAGCCAACCAACCCUGAUGCCUGCAAGAUCCUGACUCCAGCCAACGAAACUGCAGUUUUCCCCAAGUGCUGCGACGUCUACGACACCGAAACCUGCAAGUUCCCCGAGUUCAACGCACCAGAGGGCGCUGGCAACAAGCAGGCUCCCCCAGAGGGCGCUCUUCAGGGUCGUCCGAAACCCGCUGCCUAAACAAAUCACUUAUUGAAACCAGCUUUUGAUGAAACCAAAACUCGUCCAAUUUCUGAUAAUGCGGCCGUUUCCUAAAAAAAAAAAUUUACUUCACUCUUCGACUCGGCAUUGACAAAAAAAAAUCUUGCUGGUGUCUGGAGAUCUAGAACAUGAAUGAGACGCUAGUGAGAUUCUUUAUUUGGGGGACUUGUUUUUUGUUACACGCAGUCUGGCUGAUUGUAUAAGAAGGGGCUGGAAAGGAAUUUUCUUGGGUGAAAUUCGGAAGUGUUUUUUUUUUCUUUUUUUUUUGUAGGGAUGCGCAAAAAGAUAUCGUGAAAAUAUAAAAAAGGGAGUCUCGGUACCUACUGAA
Notodromas monacha is the source of this 726-nucleotide messenger RNA. Lineage: Eukaryota; Metazoa; Arthropoda; Ostracoda; Podocopida; Cyprididae. The record is from the annotation of a GenBank genome assembly.